CUCUGCUAUUAGAGAAAAGAGACAGAGAGUUCCCUGACAGAGGCUCAGAGACAAUUCCACAGAGGUGAACAAACAAAAGGAACAAUGGCAAGAAGAAUGGCACUGUCCACUUCUACAGGCAACAGCAUUUACUUGGAGGAAAUCAUAGAUUACUUUACUGUUUUGGAUGUCGUUUAUCCAAAUCAGUUUGAAGAACACACCAUAGACAAAGAAACUGUUCAGCAGACAGAGGAGAGUUUUUUCAGAGGAGCACCCCCUGAAUGGCUAAACUUUCACAUUAGUGAACUGUCUUACUCAAGCGGCACUGGUUUGUCAUUAAUCAAAAGAGAUGGAUAUAAUAGACUUGUGCAGCAGGUACAUAAACGGAGGAACCAAUCUGGAACUUCAGCAGUUAAACUGUUCCACCAGCAAGGAUGUGGGGGGACCACGCUGGCCAUGCAGGUGUUGUGGGACAUGAGAAAAACCUUCAGAUGUGCUGUUUUAACAGGUUCCCCCUUAGAGAGCUCAAAGAUAGCGAGAGAGGUGGUUCAUCUUUACAUUGGAGGAAGCAAAUAUGAACUCAACACUGUGCUGCUUUUAAUUAAUGAUGAAUUCAAUUUGGAGCAACUUCAAGACAGCAUAAUGGCAGAGAUUGUAGGACAGGAGAUCGAUGUUGACAUACCUGUGGUGAUUUUAUUCAACUGUGUGAGAAGUGACUAUGCCAUCCUCAAAGCAGAAUAUUACAGAGAAAAAGAAGGGUUAAAGGAUCGUGACAGCGACUAUGUUAUCCUCAAAAGAAGUCUCUCACACAAUGAACAGAAAGAACUGGACUCCAAAAAGGAGGACCUCCACCGGAUUUAUGGGGCUAAAGCCUCCCAGUUCCAUGGUUUCAACAUAUUACAAACUAAUUUCUCACAUAAUUAUAUCCAGGAAGUGUGUGCUGUCUUUAGCACCAUUGAAAGGAAACAUAAACCCUUGAAGACCCAGCUGGCGUCAUUCCUUUCAUUGCUGAAUGCCUAUGUACCAGGUUCAUAUCUGGUGGAGUCUGAGUGCUUAGACUUCCUCAGACACAACGACUCACUGCCAGAUGACAUUUCAUUGAUGACCCUAAUGCAACCUUUUAGCCAUCUCAUUCUCUCUUUCCAAAAUGACAAAAGGAGUGAUAAGAAAAUCAGGAUGGCUCACCCAAUGAUCGCAAAGCACUGCACUGAACUUAUGGCCAAUGCAGGAGUAGCCAGAAGUGACACAAUAAGAAACUUUUUGAACGGUUUUUGCACAGAUGACGUUUCUCCAUAUUUGCUUGGGUUCAUCAAAGAUUUGCUGACCAAACGAGAAAACAAAAAAGAUGGAAUGGUUGAAGAUUUGGAAAAGUUUUCUAAUCUGAUUUUAGAGAUCAGCAAGAUGGAAGACAAAAAUCAGAGUGCAUCAGUCCUAAAGGUUGCAUCAAACAAGUUUGAUAAGAACUCUUUUUUCCCCCAGGCACUUGCCAGAUUUUGUUAUGGAGAACUUAAAGACUACAAGGAGGGAGAAAUUUGGGCAAAGAAGGCAAUAGAACGUGAGCCCAAGAAAUCUUUUAUUGCUGACACACUGGGCCAAGUUCAUAAAAAUCAUCUAAGAGAGAAGAAGCUGUUAAUGGAGCCAAGAGAACUAUUGCAGUUGGCCCAGAAGGCCAUCAAAGCUUUUGAGCAUGAAGAACAGCUUGCAGAAGAGGAGCAUAGAAGGAACAUGCCAGAAGAUGAUAAAUCCAAAGUGCUAUGGGGUUUAAAUACCAGAGGGCAGUUUGGUUUCCUACAGGUCUGUAACAUUCUGUUUGACAGCCUGGUCCGCCAAAAUCAAGACUGGGAGGCAGUGCUAACAAAGAAUGUGUCCAUGGGCUUGGUGUUGAAUUCACUUGGCGACAACAAACUCUUUAGAUUCAGAUAUCUAAUAGAGAAUCUGAGGGAGAAUGUUGAAAAAAAAUUUGAAUUUUUUGACAACUUCCUCACUUACUCACAGUCUGUUUCUAGAAAUGACAAGGCUUAUGUUUCUAAACAAGCUGCGGAAUGCUACAAAAAGUAUGUUGGCAAUUCCAUCCCUAAACACGAUGACAGAGACCACCAGACCUUUCAAAAACUCAAACAAAAACUGGCCUUCAACACUGCUGGGGUUCUCUCAUGUCUUGACAGAACCUGUACAUCAGACAUUGAGCACAUCGUAGAUUUGUGGAAGGGAAUCCACCAAAGAAAAUGUUCUAAUACACAUGCAUUGGUCAACUUUAUCUUUGCCCAGAUGAUGCUUUCAAACAAAAACAGAGCUACAUUCAAUUAUGAUUAUAAAGACACUAUUAAAGAAAGAAAGCCACCAUCCUCUGCCACACAAGCAGAGUAUUACAUUUUAUGCUUGCUUCUGUUUUGGCCUGCAGAUAAUGAGGACAAACCAGUCUCUGAUCUCAAUCAGUUAAUCAAGCAUGCAAGUAAUGCUUAUGAUCGAGAAUACAAGACCAUGUUUAGCUCAAGAUACCUACGACCCCUGUUUUUUAUUGGGCCAGGCAAAGGCUUAAGCCGAUUCGUUCAACGCCGGGAACUUGAGAUUGUGUGGACUAAAGAUGCACUUCAAGAGUCAAACAUAAACUGGAGGAAUGAGAGCAUCUUCAGAGAUCAAACAGUUGAAGAACGGCUUCUCAAAUUUGAAGGAGUUGUGCAUGACUACCGAGUCUAUGCAAAACUCAGAGGUACUGAAGUUGAACUCGAGGCCAACCGAAAAGAUAGCCUAUGCAGAUCAGGACAGGUUUACUUUCACCUCGGAUUUACCAUCAGAGGUCCGGUAGCCUUCAGAAUUCAGAGGAGAUUACCAGUUACUAAGGGGGAUCUCAAAAUCAAAACUCCUGACAACAUACAUGACAGCAGCAGAAUCACUGAAACAGGACUGAAUCUAGGCACAGAUAUGGCCUAGUCAAAGCCCAGAAAUGAACCUGACACCAGUGCUGUGGGGAGAACGUAUAUAUUCUGGGGAUGAACAGAUGUUGGAAAGAAGAUGAGCCUCAUUUAUGCACUACUAUAGAUGACUCUGUGAUACUGUCUUUAUAUGUUUUUUUAGGUUUUUACACACUGUUCUUUACAAUGCAAGUGUAAGACUGGGUUUUAUGACUGGAAAUACACACACAUAUAUAUAUAUAUAGCAACAAGAAACAAGUGGUACAUUUCAUCACAAGUAUUAACUGCUCGCACUUGCUUUGUUGAGCUGUGUCUUUUUUAUUCUUCUUUAUCAAUUAAAAGUGCAAGACAGCUGUAAUGUUUAGAGGGUCCCCAUGAACGCUUACUGUAUUCUUUUUCACUUACUCAGCUUUAAGCUACGUACAUUAAUCUCAUAAAACUUG
Cyprinodon variegatus (sheepshead minnow) is the source of this 3334-nucleotide messenger RNA. Its product is annotated as sterile alpha motif domain-containing protein 9-like. The record is from RefSeq and is a predicted model, not a curated record. Lineage: Eukaryota; Metazoa; Chordata; Actinopteri; Cyprinodontiformes; Cyprinodontidae. Bases 85 to 2910 code for a protein of 941 amino acids. Gene Ontology annotation, cellular component: cytoplasm. The transcript is spliced from 4 exons.